GCUGGGGAGAUGAUCGACAUCAGUCAGCAAGUUGUCUUCAGAUAGUGCAAGAAAUUUCUAAUCAAUCACCAUGAAAUUAGCAGCCCUAAUUCUGAUAUCACUCGCUGUUUUUGCGACAGCUGACUUGCAAGCUGGGCAGCGCGAGGAAGGAGAUGUUCUAGUUGCAUCUAAGCCGAUUAUCCGGAAACCAGCACCUGGUAGACCUGGAAUUGCUCUCCAAGGACUCGGUUCACCAGGCAGAAUCACUGCUGUAAGUGCUGUCAACAAUCCAGGGUCUAAUGCCACAGUGAGAAUCGUCGGAGGUGGACCCAAGACCAGGAAAGUCAUCCUAUUGGCCGUCAGCCCAAUUGGUACAGGCAUCAACGUCACAGUGAACGUCUAUGCUCUACUCCCCAACGCAAAUGGUACAGCUCCACCACCACCACCACCACCACCACCACCUUCCAACAGUACUCCAGUUUUCCUGGACAUUUAACUAUUGAUGCAUAGGGCGAACAUUUGGCGAGUGCAGUGGCCACAAGUGGCAAAUUCAAAUUCUGUACUAAAUGUCACUGUAAUUUAAUCGAGUUUUCUGAUUGUUGUCAGCAUUUUGAUUAUGUUAAAUAUAAUUUGGAAAUAGCAAAACUUUUAAAAGCAAAUGUAAAUUAGCUUGACUUCUGAACAUUGCCUUGUGGUAUUUUUAGAAAUAUGGAUUUCCGAAUGAAAAUAUUCUUAAAAUAA
Diachasmimorpha longicaudata is the source of this 720-nucleotide messenger RNA. RefSeq lists its product as uncharacterized. The transcript is spliced from 2 exons. NCBI's taxonomy places the organism in Eukaryota, Metazoa, Arthropoda, Insecta, Hymenoptera, Braconidae. The coding region runs from base 71 to 475 and encodes 134 amino acids. The record is from RefSeq and is a predicted model, not a curated record.